This is a messenger RNA of Sphaeroforma arctica JP610, 1209 nucleotides long. RefSeq lists its product as hypothetical. The annotation marks the transcript as partial. The record is from RefSeq and is a predicted model, not a curated record. The transcript has a single exon. NCBI's taxonomy places the organism in Eukaryota, Ichthyosporea, Ichthyophonida.
GAACUCGGCGAUUUUGAAAAUGACGAAGAAUUUCUCGUCUUAGUGAAGCGCUUCGAGCAAGAAAUCAGGGCUGGUAACUUGAAAGUCCCACAAGAACCGCGUCAUGUUUUGAAACCACCGUCUGGUGUCGCACAAGCGCACGCAGGAGCUCUACAACAGCCACUAGGUAUUCCCCAACAAACUGUGGAGGGCACACGUAUGGAGGCACCACUCUCCACUCUCAAUAUUCCAUCACCAGAACAUCUGGCUGGUCCACAUCAACCUUUUAUGGGUCCACAGCCACCCUCAGGGCAACGGCAAGCUCCAGUAGGACCGAAGCAACCUUUACCUGGUUUACAACAACAUUCAGUCGGUCCACAACCACCUUCAGGGUCGCAACAGCAUCCCCUAAUCGCCCAACAACAACCUUAUAUAGGUCCACAACCACCCUCAGGGCAACAGCAACCCUUAGACGCCCAACAACAAUCUUUUAUGGGUCCACAACCACCCUCAAGGCAACAACAAGGACCAUUAGAACCGAAGCCACCUUUACCUAGUUUACAACCACCUUCAAUGGGUCCACAUCCACCCUCAGGGCCGCAACAGCAAUCCUUAGACGCCCAACAACAGCCUUUUCUGGGCCCACAGCCAUCCUCAGGGGCACAACAACAGCCAUUAGGGGCACAACAACAACCUUUAGUGGGCCCACAGCAACCUUUCGAAGUUCCACAAUCACCGGUAGACCAAGAUACCACGCGACCUCCCAAACCCACUCGCAGAUCCGAGUCAGCAUACAAUGAAUCUCCUACCGGCCGGCCGACUGGCCGAGAGUUUAUAUAUGACAGAGACUAUGGAUUCGACCGAGACUAUCUAUACGACAGAGAUUAUGUAUACGACAAAGACUUUGCAUACGAAAGAGACUAUGGGUACGACAGUGGAUAUGCGUAUGACUCGUCCUACAGCGAUGGACCAGCCGGGAAAGUGAACGACCGAGACUACGGUCACCGGUACUAUCGGCACGAUCGCGAGGAACGGCGCCGAGAACUAGAUCGCGUCGACAAGGAACGUCGCAGAUAUGAAGAUUCCAGGGAUAGUGACCGUCGCCAUGAAGAUACACGCGAUGCCGUUCGAAGGGUGGGCAAGGAGAUCAUUGCAGAGAUACGUUCGCAAGUCCAGGUUGCAGGGUUCCAGCAGCAAGCCCAGCUUCGAGCACCACCGGGAGUCCCAUAG